AUCCUAGUAAAUGUGGGCAAUUUUUUCACGUUGGAGUCUGUCUUUGUAGCACCACGAAAAGGAAUUUACAGUUUCAGUUUUCACGUAAUUAAAGUCUAUCAGAGUCAAACAAUUCAGGUUAAUUUGAUGCUAAAUGGAAAGCCAGUCAUUUCUGCUUUUGCUGGGGACAAGGACGUCACGCGUGAAGCUGCCACUAACGGAGUCCUUCUCUAUCUAGACAAGGAGGAUAAGGUUUACCUGAAAUUGGAGAAAGGUGUGGACUCAUCUUUGCCUCUGUUACAUGAAGAUCAUUUUAUCAUCAUGGGAUUGAUGUUUCUUUAUUGGUUUUUCAUGGGUGAAUAUGGAUUCUCUUCUCUAUGGAUUUUGGCCCCAUCUGAACUACUCAGAAGUUUAACAGAAUUUUGUGUGUUUAAAUACGAUAUAUUUGGAUUGAGACUAAAGCAGACAAUGAAUAUCUAUGCUUGA
Antrostomus carolinensis (chuck-will's-widow) is the source of this 465-nucleotide messenger RNA. Its product is annotated as cerebellin-4. The record is from RefSeq and is a predicted model, not a curated record. Gene Ontology annotation, cellular component: synapse. Gene Ontology annotation, molecular function: protein binding. Lineage: Eukaryota; Metazoa; Chordata; Aves; Caprimulgiformes; Caprimulgidae.